Messenger RNA from Protopolystoma xenopodis, 1419 nucleotides. NCBI's taxonomy places the organism in Eukaryota, Metazoa, Platyhelminthes, Monogenea, Polystomatidea, Polystomatidae. The record is from the annotation of a GenBank genome assembly.
AUGGGUUCUCGCAACCAGGAAUCGUAUGACAGUGGUCUCUACUCCACGGAGCAUUCAUCUCGUCAAGACCAUCUUUAUGUGCUUCCGACAAGCUCAAGGCUAGCCAAAUACACUAAUCGGCGUCACUGCGCCUCCACCAGCUCUGUAUUAUCUCACUCGAACGCCUUCCCUCCUUCCCAUUGCCACUCAAUUACCAACUCGGCCGUCGCAGACUUCAUGCUUUCACCCGGAAUGCUGCAUCCCAGCCCGAAUAUUGCUAUCACUGACGAGCCAGCUCCUGCGACUUCUCUCGAUGGCCUUAAUAAGCAAGUUUACCUACAGACCUCAUCGUCUUCCUCACCACCUACUCGUGACGUCCAUUUGGUGGCAUCACACAAGUUGGUUGGUAGUAUUGGUAACAGCAACACCUCCAUUGUCUCUGUACCUUCUCGAUUUCGUCACUUUUUUAUGGAAAGUUUUAUCACAGCCCGCGCCACUGCUGGCGGGGGCAGUGGUUUACGUGGAAUUAGCGAUGGGCGAGCUCGGACUAAAUCAGAGCAGCAAUCAGUGCACCGACGCCAGCUUCAAAUCACAGACCACAUGGACUGUAGCAGGUCCGACUCACGAAAAGUGAGUCAAGGCGAAGGAUCUGUCCCUGAAUCAACCAGCCACGGAGAUGAGUCAAGUAGUGAUGUUUGUGCUGGUGCUGUAUGUGCUCAUACCACUGAUCUGCCUCCUCACGCUCAUACAAUCUCAGCCGGCUCGCUAAGCCCGGCAGCCGCUAUUUCGCUGCUUACUCCUCUCGCGGUCACCACAAACUUCUCUGGGCCCUCUUCUACACAACUAUCACCUUCUGUGAACUUGGCAGCUGUAGGAGGUCUUGACCCCGGGUCUGGCGCUGGGGGUGGAGCUGAACCUUCGUCUUCAGCUCAGGCGACAUCCGGUCGGACCGCUGCCACUCAUAUUAGUGGUGGCGGAGGUGGAAAGCGACAUCUAUGGUACUCAGUAACCUCUGUGGCUCAUCCAUCUGCUCGAGUUGCAGGGGAUCCGGGCGCUCCUGGUACACAAUCCUCUGGACUGUCGACACCGUCCUCCUCUAGAGCGGUUGUUGUCUCCAAGCCUAACGUGCUUGCAACUGUUCUUCCUUUUCUAGAAGCCGGAGGGGGAGUUUGCGGAAAUUUUACUUUUGCUUUGGAUCAGAGCUUAAAAAAGCGGCAUAAAAUAGCACAUAGCAUGAUGGGUCGCUUUUUUAGCGCCCGGGGCAGCGGCAGCAGUGGUAAUACUAGUCGCGGUCCUAGGUCAGACGACAGUGAUCAUGGCUCCUUGCCUGAUCCCUCAAAGCUGCCCAAAGAGGAGCCGCGCAGUAGUUUAGAGUUCACACACACGCGGCUGAAGAACCAUCGGUCAAAACUGGUGAGUCUUGACUUUCAACCCGAAUAA